Hydatigera taeniaeformis is the source of this 1815-nucleotide messenger RNA. The record is from the annotation of a GenBank genome assembly. NCBI's taxonomy places the organism in Eukaryota, Metazoa, Platyhelminthes, Cestoda, Cyclophyllidea, Taeniidae.
AUGUCAACAGGUACUUCAGAACGCUGGAUCAUCUGCACAUCAGCUGACCUUCAACACCUCCCGCAUGACCUAUUGAUCCUUCCAUGUCACAGAUUGCACGUGCUGAUGGUCCUUCCAGGUCUGUGGCGUUGUCUGAAACGCCCAUUCCAAGUCGCCUUCGGUAGUGCAUCACCGGGAGUCGAUGAAGAUGAUGCAAACAAUUGUGCAGCAACACAGUUCUCUUGGGAAGACAGUGUUGACACUUCCGAUGUUUCAGCAUCCAAACGAGUGUGUCUGAGUUCAACCACAGAAAAUGAGCCCCUUACUCUUUCCGACAUAAAUUUCGCCUCGCUCCUUCCCCUUAAACAGCUUCUCACUUGUAACGUGUGUUUUGACUUUGCAAAACAAGCAAAUCAGUGCGCUAACGGCCAUCUCAUCUGCCUUCCAUGUUCUGCAAGAUUGGAGCAAGUGUCAUUUUCAGCAAAUGACAGCAAAACCUCCUGCACCUGUCCUAUUUGUCGUGUGUCUUUGCGAAACUCCAGCGAUGGUCGAGGAAUGCAACGGUGUCUCCUGGCAGAAAAAUUGGCUGCGGAACUGCCUGUCAAUUGUCGUUACUGUGGAAUUCUGCGUCCCCGAAAACUCAUCGAUAUUCACCAGCGAGUGCAGUGCAGUCUUCGGCUAAUUAGAUGCCGAAAUGCCUGGUUGGGUUGUGAGUGGAGAGGUUUUUCCCGAGAAAUAGAAAACCAUAUGGAAAAUUGCCGAAUCCUUGAACAAACGUCCUCAAAUCUAGUUAAAGAGAUGUAUCGCAGAAUGCAGGGCAUCUUCUCAGGCGCUGCUGUUCGUCUUCAUCCUUGGCGAGGUCUCCUGCAGAUUCUAGAGAAUCGACAACAACUGCGAUUCGGACGACGUUUUCACAGUGGCUUUCGUGUUGUUCUGCUUCCCAUUAGUUUAGAUCGGGUGCAUGGAGAAGGAAAUGAUGUAUUGUUUAGUAGCCCCCCGCUGAAUAUUGAAAUCCAUCAGAAUGGACCCACCCCUACUUCCUCAUCGGCAUCCUCAGAAGUUUCCUACAAGAUUGAGAUCAAAAAGUCAAAAACUCGCCUAUACUUUCUCAGAUCGGACAAUGAAGAGAGCCUUGCAGGUCAUCCAAUUUACUUCUCCCUUGUCAGUCUCAAAUGCGAGUCCUCACACGGAUAUGAGGAGAGUGUCGAUCUCAUUGAUCCCUGGCAUCGCUACAUAGACGGACCGUGCACUACUCUGAACGAUACAAACGAGGACGUAUCGAAUGCAACAGAAACCAAUGCCACUAAUACUACUGUCAUAUCCGCCGCUGCCGCUACCUCAACUUUCAGUCAAAAUACAUACCGGAUAUCAACUCUGCCAGAAACAAAGCUGAAUCACCUUUUGGGCAGUGGCAUUAGUAGCUCCGAGUAUAUGGAAUGGAUUGCACCUGAAGUUUUGUCAACCAGAGAUUGUGUCCACGCUGUCCUAAUUUUUGCCCUCGAUCCAAUACUCUUCAGCAGAAAGGCCAGUAAAUCAGUCCGAACAGCAAUGAGGAGGCGAAGGCGUCCGCAUCGGAACGAAAGUCAGAGAGAACAAGGCGAAGGCAGCACGGAGACGACUGCUUCUUCCACAGACGAGGACGAAGAGGAGGACGGUGGGAUGGAAGAUGAGGAAGCCGAAGGAACGAACAAUGAUGAUGGUGACGAUGGUGAUGAUGAUGGUGAGACCAUAUACAUCCUCGCAGAAAGUGUGCGUGCGAGUCGGGAAAAUGCUGCAGUGGGAGGCGAGUCCAACGCCUCUACAGAGCCAGCAGUAUCAUCAGAAAUCGAGAGCUAA